Colletotrichum phormii is the source of this 774-nucleotide messenger RNA. RefSeq lists its product as uncharacterized. The transcript has 4 exons. The record is from RefSeq and is a predicted model, not a curated record. Bases 1 to 633 code for a protein of 210 amino acids. NCBI's taxonomy places the organism in Eukaryota, Fungi, Ascomycota, Sordariomycetes, Glomerellales, Glomerellaceae.
AUGCCAACCCGCCUGAUCGAUAUCUCGGACAGAGACAACAUGCUGUUAGUUGAAGGGGUCACCAAAAGAAGUCAUUAUUUUGCUCUCAGCCACCGAUGGAUAGAAGCCUCCAAAAUGCCACGAUGUGUGAGCUCCAACAUCGGAUCGCUGAAGAAGAACAUCCCUUGGUCUGCUCUUACCCGGAACUUUCAGGACGCCAUCCCCAUCCGAUAUGUCUGGAUCGACAGCCUGUGCAUCGUUCAAGACAGUGUUGCAGACUGGGAUGCAGAAUCAAAGCUGAUGUGUUCUGUCUACGAGGGUGCACUCCUUACAGUCGCAGCGGCGGCUGGGCCUGAUGGCUGCUUUGCUGCAGCUGAACGCAAGAGUCUACGUCCGCCUAGCAGGCUAGACCUGAUGACGAGGGGAUGGGUGAUGCAAGAAAGACUUCUAUCUCGUAGAUUCAUCGUCUUUGCCCCCAACGAAGGGGAACACGCGGCACGAAACCUCCGUAACUGGUGGCGCCGGCUGGUUGAGAGAUACACGACCCUGGACCUGACUCAGGAGUCGGACAGGCUACCCGCCAUAAUGGGUCUCGCAAUCCAAUAUGGCCGCUGGACUGGACAAGAAAUGAAGGGCUACCUUGCCGGGAUCUAGAGAAAGUCUCUCCCUUUGGACUUGCUAUGGCAUAAUGAGAAUCCCUCCACGGAGUCAACCUCCGAAUACUCUUAGAACAAGGGGCCACCAUCGUGGUCCUGGGCAUCUUGCCGUGGUCAAGUAAGAAUGCCUCGAGAGGAG